CAUGGAGUGCGGGAGACGCAUAGUUAUUAUUGCCGUUAUCGCAACCGUUCUUGUCGUGGUUAUCAUCUGCAUAGCCAUCUGCACCGGCAUCCCCACCCCCCUAGCAGUGACUCCGAGUCAGACUGACGAUGACUUUAAGGACACGUUCAUGGAGAGAUGUCAGAAGUUCAAUGGAUCCAAACCUUCCAGGGCCAACUGUCAAACCAUAUGGGACAAAUUUCAACAGGCCUACGUUAACAAAGAUCCUUGUGAAGUUCCCACAGAGGCUUACGAUCCCGUCAUUGCUGAAGCUCCUAUGGAAUCUGCCCACUACAGAUUCAUGUUCUGGAGCAAGACAAAGGAUGUGGUCCAUGAAUUCACUGGAAAGAACAACUGUUUUAUGACUCUGGAGAAGUUCCUGUUGGGAUCGGUCCUGGAUGACCUAGUCUGGUGUGGAAAGAAGGGCAGCAAUGAAACUUUCACCACUGGUUGCCCUAAUGGGACAGAGUGUGUGAAGAACCCUGUUCGCUCAUUUUGGAAUAGAAGCUCAGCUGCGUUUGCAGAACUUGCUUGGGGGAACGUCACUGUGAUGCUAAACGGUUCGCUUCAAACACCGUUUGAUAAUGAAAGUAUAUUUGCCAGUGUUGAGUUGAAGAGAUUUGAGUUUCCAAGAGUGACACACUUGGCUGUUGUUCUGGUCACCCAGAAGAACUCAGAGACAAACUGCUCAAAUGAAUCUUUACAAAAAUUGAAGAAGGAGGUACUGGACAAAGGGAUCGGUUAUAAUUGCUCGGCAGUGACUGAGUCUCACCUCAAGGCGUGUGCCUCUGACACAGUGAAACUCUCACAUUGGCGUUUUUUCACUAUCACCAGCACUAUCUUGUUUUUCUCUUUUUACCAAACUUAAAAUUCUUUAGUAUUUCUGGGUCUGUUCAACUCAGAUCAUGUCUUUUUAAUAUUAAAAGGUGUAGCUGGGAAUUCUUUUUUUCAUUAUUUUUAUUAUAACAUGCCCUGUAGUUUUAGAUAAAGGUUCUGCUGUAUGUGUUUAGUUGAUGCACAUGUGUAACAUAAGAACAUGUGCAAUUAGCUAAGUUGUAAAAUAAAAGUUAUUGCAUAUUUUUUUGGUAAAUGUGAAUCUGGUG
This is a messenger RNA of Fundulus heteroclitus (mummichog), 1121 nucleotides long. Its product is annotated as ADP-ribosyl cyclase/cyclic ADP-ribose hydrolase 1-like. Gene Ontology annotation, molecular function: NAD+ nucleosidase activity; phosphorus-oxygen lyase activity. The record is from RefSeq and is a predicted model, not a curated record. Gene Ontology annotation, biological process: positive regulation of B cell proliferation. Gene Ontology annotation, cellular component: plasma membrane. The transcript has 8 exons. NCBI's taxonomy places the organism in Eukaryota, Metazoa, Chordata, Actinopteri, Cyprinodontiformes, Fundulidae. The coding region runs from base 2 to 886 and encodes 294 amino acids.